Messenger RNA from Esox lucius (northern pike), 6744 nucleotides. RefSeq names its product zinc finger protein 821. The transcript is spliced from 6 exons. Gene Ontology annotation, biological process: regulation of transcription by RNA polymerase II. The coding region runs from base 2128 to 3612 and encodes 494 amino acids. Lineage: Eukaryota; Metazoa; Chordata; Actinopteri; Esociformes; Esocidae. Gene Ontology annotation, molecular function: DNA-binding transcription activator activity, RNA polymerase II-specific; RNA polymerase II cis-regulatory region sequence-specific DNA binding. The record is from RefSeq and is a predicted model, not a curated record. Gene Ontology annotation, cellular component: nucleus.
CUUUGGGGUAGCUCUCCACAUUAACCUAAGGAGCAAUAUGUGUCAUACCACUGGCACUGUCAAUGCCACCAUUAGACCUUUCUGAUUCUGAAGAGGGAAAUUAACAAAAUGAAGAAGUGAAAGGUGUGGUGCUUGGUUCAUAUUAUUGAAGCCCACUAAAACACUUAAUGGAUACUGUCAUAUCUCUGUCAUAGAUGACAGUUGAGGGGAAGGUGAUUGUCAGUGUCAUUGUUGACAGCUUUGUGGAACAUUUGACAAUUAUAAUUUGUAAUGGGAGACAAAUGGAGAUGUGGUACAGGUAACACAGGUUUGGGAGUUGUCUAUUUGCCUAACAAACAUCAACGGAUGAUGGAUUUGAUAAAGUCCUUUUUCCUAUGCAUGCAAAAGGUCAUACUGAGUGUGACGUAUUGGCCUCUUACCCCUUCAGCGUAGACUGCUGGACACUGGAGUCCUGAGAACACUUUAACCCAGCCAACAAUAAUAUACUACAUUUAGGCUGCCAUUUAGUGUUUAGGCUCCUUUCCUACACAUGGGCAAUGCUAGUUUGUUUAAAGGUGGUGUUGAAAUGUGUAAAUACCUUGCCCUCUAAUUACUUCAAUAACCCCUAUUUGCUAAUAUAAUGAGAUCCAGAAUGUGGAACACUUGAGUGAUGGAUGUGACUUUACAAGAACAGGCCCAUAGGGCCUUCUGUAGUUCAAAAUACAUUAGUAAACAACAGAUUCACAGUGAAUCCUAAAACCAGUACUUUUGGCUCCCAUGCUGAUGGUUGGGGUGGGGGAUAUGCGACGUGAGUAAUGAUCAUGGGGUCUGGGAUUAUCUGAUGUAUGUGUUCACCAUUCACAUACUCCUGAACACCCCCAAGUCUGUGCAUAGAUUAAAGGCAGGGGCCCCAGCACUUCCUGGUGUAUGGGUGUUGGAGAAGAGGGGAGUUUGAAUUCAACAGGACCCCCAUUGCUUAGUGUUUGAGUAGAGUUUUGGCAUUCUCUCUUUUGUCUGUUUUGUUUUGUCCCCCCUCUCCCUCUCCCUCCUCUGUGUCUGUUGGCUGAUGAGUUUGUCUCUUUGUCUGGAUUCAGUCAGACACUGCGUCACCUCCUGCCUACAGACAGACAGACUCAGAGAUAACAUCAGGGUGGCAGAGACUGGGGGAGGUUUGGAGGGAGGGAGAGAGGGAGGGAGAAGAGACAGAUGUACAGACAGAGCCUGGCAAUGGGGGAUGGGUAGCUCUCACACAUCAAUCAUUGGCUGUGUGCCGAUGGAGCCAGUCUGUUGUAGCAGUUCAUAGUUCAACACUCAGACCCACUCUACCAAUGCUAAUGAGUGCCUGGAUCACUAUGGGAAAUGCUCCCAAACUAUGUUCACAGACUAGCCUACACCCCGCUAAAAAGUUAAUGCAGGAAUGACCUCCGUAGAAAGAUUAGAGGAGAGUAAAAAAAAAAAUGCUCCUUGAAGAUUAUUCCUCCCCCUCUCAGACACAGACCCGCUCCACACAGUGGUGGGUUUCUCCAGGAUUAUAACACAGGCUGUAAUUACCUCUGUCAGCCUCAGGUAACUGGAGUAAAGAUUUUCCUUCCAUCACACUGAAUGGAAAGAGAGAGGCGGGUACGCGGCGUUCAGAAGCAAGGGGUGAUAAGUGGACAGUAUGGUGACCUCCGAUAGAAUGAAACAAGAAACUUUGUUGUCAUGAUGGAAAUACGAGGUCCCGUUAUACUGUUUGGAUGGUGUCGGGAGGGAAAGUGCUCUUUAAUGAGUGUAAGGUCACAAAAAAUGGCUAAAGUCCUUUGCUCCCAUCCCAAUUUCAUCAAGUGUGGGUGGAAUAAGAUGGGGACUGGCAAAUGGGAUUCAACGGAGAGGCUGUAAGUUGCUGAACGCUGUGUGAGGGUUUGAGGCGGACCCAUAUGGGCUCCCUUGGUAUGAGGCAUUAGCCUCCCCCUCAGAGCGGCUGGUAUGGAUAUAGAAACAGAGGACAGAGGGUGAGCCAGGCUGUGCGGUGUGUGGGUGGUACUGAGAGGGAGAAACACUGACUUGCAGGCAGGCAGCUAGUGGAAAGGAGUACUGGCCCCUGGGACUGCAGCAUGCCUGGGGCCUUUCCACAGCACCGGCCUCUCAGGCCCCCUCCACACUAUUAACAUGGAUGGCAGAGAUGACUUCAUUGAGCACAGCGAAUGCCACAGCAACAAUUCCCAGCAGGACAGCAUUUCAGAAGACAGUGAUAGUGACCUGGACAACCACGACUCGUCCUCCAACACCUCCGUUGACGACCAUAUGACCUCCACCAAAAGAACACACCGCAGGGGAGUAAAGGAAGAGAGUGAGGAGGGGGCCAACCUGAUGAGCAGCUAUGUGUGUCCUCUGUGCACCCUGGAGUUCAGCAGCCCUGAGCAGCUUAUCACACACGUCUACCAGCACACGUCUCUGAUGGGCAGUAGUAAGAGCUAUGUGUGCCCAGUGUGUGGCCGUGCUCUCAGCUCGCCAGGCUCCCUGGGGCGUCACCUUCUCAUCCACUCUGAGGACCGUCUCUCCAACUGUGCCGUGUGUGGGACACGCUUCACGGACACAAACAACUUCAACAGGGAGAAGCUCCGCGAGGUCCUGAACACCAGCAGCAACAUGGAGUGCAGCAGUGGAGAUGAGAACUGCUCCAUGUCCCAGUCGGUCUCUGGCAGCCCCAUGGGAAACCCUGGUAAUGGUGCCGGACACAUCCACGGACCUGGCCACAACCAAGCCCAAGGACAUGGCCCGGUGCAGAACCACGGCCCACACCAUGGCCCGGGGCACAACCCUGGAAACAGCCACGGUUCGGGACAUAAUCCCGGCCAAGUCCCGGUACACAACCCAGGACACAACACUGGCCAAGUUCCUGGACACAACCCGAACCUAGGCCAAGGACACGGUCCGGGUCACAACCCUGGCCAGGUUCCGGGACACAACCCGGGUCACAACCCUGGCCAAGGGCAUGGACACAACCCGGGACACCCACUGCCCUCACUGCACCACAGCCUCCUGUCCUCGCCCCCCUCCUUCCCUGACGCCCUCAGCCCCUCAUCAGGCUUGCCCCUGCUGCCUGACCUCCUGAACCCUAUGCCUGUGCACCCGGCUGGGGUGCUGCUGGUGUGUAACAGCUGUGUGGCCUACCAGCAGCUGGUGGACGCCCAGUCUCCCAUGAGGAAGUGGGCCAUGCGCCGGAAGAACGAGCCGGUGGAGGCCCGUAUGCACCGCCUGGAGCGUGAGCGCACCGCCAAGAAGAGCAAGCGAGAGCACGAGUCGCCCGAGGAGCGAGAGCUGCGUCGGCUGCGGGACCGCGAGGCCAAGCGGAUGCAGAGGCUGCAGGAGACCGAGGAGCAGCGGGCAAGGAGGCUGCAGAGGGACCGGGAGGCCAUGCGCAUGAAGAGGGCCAACGAGACGCCGGACAAGAGGCAGGCCCGACUGAUCCGUGAGAGGGAGGCCAAGAGGCUGAAACGGAGGCUAGAGAAGAUCGACCCCUCCCUCAGGGGUCAGAUCGAGCACGACCCGGCUGCCAUGGCCGCUCUUACAGCAGACAUGAGCCUGUUCCAGUUCCCCUGCCCCAUGCCUGUCCCUUCUCUGGACAAUGGCCUCUUCAUGAAGCUGCCCUAGCAGGACCGGGCCGCCACGGACCACUUUCCGGACUACUAAGAGUUAACACUGACCUCUCCAAUACACCUUUGGACUUAAGAAGUCACAAAUUGAACCAUUCCAUGCUGGUUGAAAUCCCAGCGGAAAUACCCAAACUCCUGUGUCAACAAACGUUAAUUUAUUACAAACUAGCAGGAUGAUUUAACAGGGUAAAUAAUGUUUCAAUUCACAGUAAAUAUCGUUAAAGCAUGUUGUAAAGAAAAUUUUUACUGUUCUGUUUUGGGGGCGAUGUUAGACCGCCCCUUGUGAUGGGAGAAGUUCCACUUCCAUAGAGGAGGAUUAUCUUUUGCACAUGGACCUCCAGCGAUGGGAGUGGGUAAUGUAGCCCACAGCUCUCUCCCUCCCCCCUGGUCCUCUCUGCCAGCCCCAUGGCUGGGGUAGCCUCACCUCUCUGUCUAACGCUGCCAACAUGGGUUUCUGCUCUGGUUAGCUCAUAUCCACACAAUCAACUACCUCACCAAGGGCAAAAGCCAAACCCUAUCAGUCCUGUGGUCUGCGUUCUGACAGCUUCCAAAGCUCCUUGUGUACUUGUGUACACACACACACACACACACACACACACACACACUACAGAAGAUAAUGCCGGAUAUGUCUUUGGUUUGUCUGAGUGUUUAUUUUUGGACCCAAUUACGUCUCAAGCACCAGGGCUGAACAUUCAUAUAACAGGACUGAACAUUCAGAACAGUCAGAUAUGUAUGGUAUAAAACAGGAAACGAUAGAAAACGGGCCUGUUCUAUACAUCACAAUUUUAUCUGAUCAUCUCUGCAUAUGAAAUGAGCGACAAAACCCCUUUCAACUCAGUAUACACUGCCACACUGCGGGUUUGCCUUUAUCAGUCAUAUUGACCAUUCCCAAUCAGUGUGUUUUUAAAAUACUUUCUCUACACUCCGUGUUAGUCAUCUCUAUGACAUGUGAACUGACAAUUUAAAUUUACUAGAAUUGUUCUAAUUGCCCAAAACCGUCGUAUACAGAAUGACUUCCUUGCUCAACCAACUUAUUAUAUGUAGGUCAAUGUGUCAGGGUAUAUUGGAAAUAUCUGUAUUUUUCACAUUUGUUUACAUUCUGCCGCUCCAAAUGAACAUAAGCAUGGUCAGAAGUCCUUAUUGCCCAGUUGACCCCGGACCAGUGGGGAGAGAACUAAUCUUACUAUUUGCUUCAUAGACCUCAUUCCAAUACAUAUUUAUGCAAAGUGAAUAUACAGUAUAUUUUGUGAUUAUUAUUUUAUUUUUUCUGGGGGAGGGGGGGGUUGUUUGUUUCUAUAUAUUAGAUGAAAUGUACACAUUUUGCCAUAUUUGGUUCUAUACUGUAUGUGUUAUUUUCUUUCUCUUUGGUAAUUUGUUCUCAGUUUCUUGCCUCAGAGGUUACCUCCGAUACAACACACUUCACCACUGAGUUCUGCAGAUCCAAAUUGACAGUGUUCCAGGUUUCUGAGUGGUGUACUACGUACCUCGCUAGAUCCACCCAGCGUUUAUUUAUUAACAUGCUUCUAUUAGCUCUGCAUUCCAGCUCAGGCUUAAUGUGUAUUUUGAAGUUCGAUGUGUUUUUUCUGUCGCUAGCUAGUAAGCGCAGGGCUAGUUAAACAGUAAGCUCUUCAUUGAGACAAUGCUGGACCAUAUGACAGUGCCACAUUUCCAUUUGUGGUGAAAUUCAAAGGUUAUCUUGCAAAUUCAGCAGGCUGAAAUGGGCAAUGCUGUCAGCCUUCAUCGUUCGUUUGUCAUCUGGGAUAUGUAUCAACUCACAGAGCCCUUUCCUGCAAUCCUAUUGCAAAUGUAUUUGUUAUACACUUAUUAUUUUUUUUACCGUUUGUUAAUUUUCCCAUGCAUUCUGUCAUUACUAAAUGUGUAAUGUGGUUGGUAUUUUUAAACAUUUUAACACUAUUUAAAUAAUACAGGAUUGGAUCAGUCGUCUUCCUCAAAUGAAGGGCAUGAGGCAUUAUUUGUGGGGGAGGCAUUUGAUUGUAUGCUGCAUAUAAAACCAUGUGGAACUGGGAAAAGAACAAGGUGCAAUCAUGAUUCUGUCAUUUUACAGGUCAAAGUCAAAGCCAGAAUUUCCUACUUGGAAUCCCAACUAUGGCGACUGUCUAAAACAGAUUUGAUGCAGUAGAAAUUGAGCCACAUUUGUAUGACAUUCAUCCCAAAUUUCAACUUAGAGUUGACAGAAGUGACCUCGCUAACUCCUUAAACCGGGUAUGUAGUACACCUCUCUGCAGUGUUCUUCAAGAAAGCAACAGAAGCUCAAAGUUUGAGCCACUCGCAGGCUAAAGACCACCAGGAAAUAGUGCCCCCUCAACAGGGGUCAAAACAGUUCCAUUCUAGGUGUCCACAGAUGUUAGUCUAGGAGUGGUUCAAACCUCUAUGCAAGUGUUAUUUGCUCCAAGGAAAUUUGAUAUGUUCUUUUAAAACUAUGCAGAGUGCAGGGAAAAAAAUGGACUCCAAUAUAUAGAACUGUGCAACUCAGGCAAUGUAACUCAGUGAGGGCCGUUUGGCCAUGGCUGCCAUGCCCUGGUCCUUGAACUUUAUUUCAGCAGGUUUAUGUCACUAAUCAUUUAAGAGAUACAGAGAGCAGAACAAUGCUGAAGAAUGGCUGGGAUUCAUUUCCACCCACCAUAGUGAUGUUGACACCGUGACGUUCUUUGCAUUCAUUCAUCCCAUGCCUACACACUUGUGGGGACUCCCAGAAGCAGCCGGUUUGGUGCGAUCAAGGGGGAGACCACACACUCAUCUGAUUCGGGAAAAGGAAAGCAUAGCUGUGACGGAGGUCACCCUGGAAGUAGUUGGGGGUCUUUAAACAGUACUCAAGAUCAAUCUGUGAGUUAAGCUGAUCUUUGGAAUAAGAGCUACUGUAUAAGUACUGCAAUGCAAGUUUAAUUUAAUUGAGCCCAAAGUUGCCAUAUAAAUGAUUAUUCUUUGAUAAAUAAUCAAAGUAUUGACAUCCCUGCCAAGUACGGAACGUAUAGAGAACUUUCAAUAAUGAAUACUGGGUAUUCUGACUGAUCUUAAACUGGCUGCUGAUCUGUGUCCUUCUUCAGAAACAGUAGAUGAAUACUAUGUGGAAUAUGCUCUUGAAUAUUAAAAUACUACAAAGGACAUGGUA